AUGUUCUGCCCACCUCUCGAUUCUGCCUUGGUCGCCGCUAUUGUCAGUGACGAAAAUGACGUAAAUGAAUGUUUUAAUAUUCUCAGUUCAUUAGCAGAAGAGGCAAAUUCAUUUCUUGACGCUGAACGAGAAAAUUUUGGUGAAUCGGAAUUUUCGGAAAAUUGUAGUAGCAACUAUAAGAGCAGCACAAGCGAACGAGAUUCCGGUGAAAAUGGAAACGGAUCGAUCACUAGCGCCGAAUAUCAGACAGAUAAUCCUUAUAUUGUGGAUGAUUUUGAUUAUGAAAGUAUCUUUUUAACCGGGGAUGAAAUUCCCUUGGAUGAGAAAAUUGAACGACUUAAUUUUCUUCAGAACGAGGUCGAGCAAAGUUCUCCGGAAUCACUGAAAGAGUUUCUGAAAGCCUGCUUUCCCGAGUUUUCUGAAAAUAGGAUUGACGUCUUACUUUUGGAAAAUGAUAAUAAUGCUGAGACAGUUUCGGAUAUUAUUUUGAAUGAAAUAUGCCUGGCGGAGCAGACAAAUUGUGUAUAUUAUGAUUCUUUCCCUCUGACACCACCUAUUUCUGAGCGAGAUGAUGAUUUCUCGGUAUCUGACUCACGAUCUAAACAUCGAAAAAAGAAGAGACAUCGAAAAUCAAAAAAACAAGGCAUUGUCAUAUUUCAAAACAAUGCACUCCGGCCGAAUUCGAUGACUAGUAGUAACCCAUCAUCACCUCAAAUGCCGUCUUCGUCAUCACCUCAAAUGUCGUUUUCGCCAUCGUCUCAAGAUCUGUUUUUAUCAGAUGGUGCAAUUCUUAAUCUUGAGACUAGACAAUAUCAGGAUACGCAGAAGAAAAGCAAUAUUCCCGUAAAUUCGCGCAAUUAUGUGAAAUCGACAUCAGUUACGACUUUUCGUGCUUCGAAAUCAUUGCCUACACGUGAAUGUAUGAAGAAACGUAAUGAGGCCUUUAAAAAAGCUGCCAAUGCAUUCCAAAAAUCUAAAGGUUCACGUAACGGUGAAGGUGGUAUUGCAUUUCAUUAUUCAACUGAGGGACGAAAUUUUGAUGCCGAAAUGAAGAAAUGGAAUUUGCGAGCCGCAAGAUCCAUAGUUAGGCGACAAAGUAAGAAAAACGGGGAUGCCAAUCUUUUAGACCUUCAUGGACUUCGUGUCGACGAGGCUUUAGCUGUAGUAAAAGAAAAGUUAGAUGAGUGGUAUCCAAUAAGAGGCCAAGCGCCAUCCCGACCACUAAAGAUUGUCACCGGGUUAGGUAAUCAUUCACCUAAUGGUGUGGCAAAAUUGCGAACGGAAGUCAAUCGUUUAUUGAUUAAACAUAAUUGGGAUAUAUCCGAAUAUAAAGGGUAUGUGAUAGUUAAGGGGGUUAAAAACUAG
Molecule: messenger RNA, 1365 nt
Organism: Racocetra persica
Lineage: Eukaryota; Fungi; Glomeromycota; Glomeromycetes; Diversisporales; Gigasporaceae
Source: the annotation of a GenBank genome assembly